CGCAAAAACCAUGGGUUCUUGACUAACCACCCACCCAGUGAUGGGAAGAUCUUCCCAUCGAUGGGUAAGCGGUCCCUUAGCCAAACCAAUUUCCAGAACCAUGCCAAACAGCGAUGGGAAGUUCUACCCAUCGUUGUUCAAGCCUUGGUGCAAAAUUAUCACAAGGCAGAACAACCUUGCCCAGCGAUGGGAAACCUAUCCCAUCGAUGGGAACCCAGGGAUGGACAUUGGAGUUGAGGACGAGGCGAUUCACAUAUCUUCCACCUCUGACGCGAUGGAGGAGGACGAGGUCAUCGUCAUCCACAGCGAUGACGAUGAUGCCGAUGUUGCCCCGGUCAGAGACAAGAACGUGGUUAUCGUCCUUGAAUCUGAAGAAGAUUCUCUUAUUGGUAGCGAGGAAGAUGGCAGUUUUGAGGAUGUAGAGGGAAAGUUUUUGGACAGCGAUGUUGACCUAGCAACAGCGCUGUCAGGCCAAACUUCCAUCUUCAAGUCAGACCAAAACAACGAUGUUCAAGUUUUGAACAUCGAUGACGAGUUUGAUGCUGAGGACAUCAAGAAGGUUGAAAACUACGCGAAAGCUAUCAACAUGCUUUAUUGUGCGGUCAACCCCGAUGACUACCGGAAAAUCUCCUGCUGCACAACCGCCAAGGAGAUGUGGGACAAGCUUGAAGUGACGUACAAAGGUACCGAUCAAGUUCGUGAAGCCAAGAUCGAUUUUCUCACCCAAGAGUACGAAAUGUUCCGAAUGAAAGAAGGUGAGAAAAUUGAUGACAUGUUCGACCGGUUCUCAAAGAUCAUAAACGACCUUCAUGCUCUCAAAAAGACUUACGCCAACAAGGAUCUCGUGAGGAAAAUCCUGCGGAGUCUCACACCCGAAUGGAGGUCAAAAGUCGAUGCAAUCUACAAGUCCAUCAGAGUCUCCAAUGUCACCAUCGACGGACUAAGAGGUAACCUCAAAACUUAUGAAUCUACUAUUCUAACGCCGUCUUUGGAUGAACAAAAGAAGAAAGGAAUAGCGCUCAAAGCAACCAAGGAGACCGUAGAGGAGGCUUCAAGCGAUGAUGACAACGAAUUUGGACUUGUCAUCAAAAAGUUCCACAAGUUCAUGAAGAAGGAAUUUGAGCGGAAGGGAAGGAAGCACGACGGUCCUCCCAAGUGCUACGGCUGUGGCGAGAUUGGCCACAUCAAGCCAAGGUGUCCAAAAGCCAAACACGGCAAGGAUAAGCCUGGCUUCAAGAAGCAAAGGGGCUACAUCUCUUGGGGUGGCGAUUCCGGCGACGAAUCAACCGACCAAGAGGAGGACGAAGCUGCAAAUCUCUGCCUCAUGGCGCACGAAGAUCAAAACGACGACGUCCAAGAGGACAAGAGCAGGGCUGCCACCUCCGGGAAAUCAAAGUCCAAAUCUCGGGCGCCUACGUCAUCCUCCGAGGAGCGCCUCUACUAUGGCGACGGGUCAUACCUUUGGUUUGAUUUCGAGGAGGAGCGCACCCGUUUCCUCACCUUCUUCUCUAAACGGGUUGUAGCUCCCCCACGGAUCAUCCCGGAGCACUACCCGGAGUUGCAGGGCUAUGACGACCUAGACGCACAGCUUCAUCAAGCUGGCCUUUGGCCGUUCGUCUCCCGGGCUCGAAAGGAGAUCAACCCGGCGCUGAUCCGGACCUUCUACUCCAACCUCCGGCGUGAGGACGACGUGCUCUACUCGCUUGUCAAGAGCACGCCGAUUGAGCUCACCGUGGAGUAGCUUGGGCGCAUCGCCGGCCUCCCCUUCCAAGGCGACGAUGUGUCUCACUAUGGCGGAGAAGACUGGGUGCUCAACAACGAGGGUAAUAU
Cuscuta campestris is the source of this 1830-nucleotide messenger RNA. The record is from the annotation of a GenBank genome assembly. NCBI's taxonomy places the organism in Eukaryota, Viridiplantae, Streptophyta, Magnoliopsida, Solanales, Convolvulaceae.